AUGGGCGCCCCCGGCAUCUCCGCGCGCGGCCUCCUGUGCCUCUGGCUGGCCUUCCUCUGCGGCCGGCGGGUGGAAGCCGAUCUCAGCUCCGACAUCAAAGUCCUGUCCGAAAUAACCAUCUCCAGGGUUCAGCAGUUCCCGGAGCUGAGCCUGAAGAUCAGCGGCCUGGAGUUCAUCCCCGAGCGGCCGCCCGCCGCGCGCCUGGGCGCCAUCGACCAGGCCCUGGAGCGCUUCCAGCAAGUCCUCGGCCAGCUGCUGGGCCAGGCUCCUGCCGCCCAAGUCUCCAACGACGUGGAGAACCUGCGCAGCCUCCUGCGCCGCCUGGCCGCUCGCCUGGGCUGCGCCCUGCACACGCCCUCCUCGCGGGGAGACCUGGGCGAUCUGCGCGACAGGCUGGCCGACUCCUCCUUCACGGUCGUCUCGGUGACUUUCGACCGGCUCCGGGAGCUGCUGCGCUUCAUUCAAGAGCACGUGGACGACGUCCGGAGCUGCUACUAGGCGGCCGAGUCCCCGCCCGGCCCGAGGGAGAGCCCCCCGCCCUUGCCGGCGGCGGCCCAGCCGGACUGGACCCCCGCGGCUCUCCCAGGGCUGCUUACCCGGGGCGCGCGGCUGAAACGCGCCAGGGCUGCGGCGAGGGGCGCGGGGCUCCUGGGCAUGACGCCCCCGGCCCAUUUCCCCGGGCUGCAUUCUUAAGGGACUGCGAGGAGAGAGCGAACGGAGCCGGCUCUCCCCAGCGCUCUGGCGCCGACAGGGCCAUCCAAGCGAGCCUCUGGUGCAACCCCCCCAAGCUUUCCUCGGAAAGAGAAAGAACUUCUCAGCCCGGCUGGCGAGCGCGGGACUCGGUGUCGGUCUGCCCCGAAGCCCCAGCGCCAAAGCCCCGGCGGAAGGCCCUUCGCCAACGCGCGGCAUCUCCGCCGGGCUGAGCCUGGCGGGGCUGGGGCUGGGGCUGACACUGGGCCGGGCCCCCCGGGCAGAUUCCAGCUACCUCGAGAGCAGCCCAGCGCCGCAAGGACAGCUGUUGGGCAGCGGCACCAAGGCCCUGCUUCCCGGAGGUGCUUUUCAGGCAGGGCCGCUGAGGCUGCUAGUCCGCAGCGCCAGCCCUGGCCGGCCACUCAUUCCCGGGGCAGCUCCACCUUCCGUGCAAAGGGCCGCACGGGUUGGGACGAAAGCUGCCCCCCAGGGC
This is a messenger RNA of Eublepharis macularius, 1183 nucleotides long. It is a transcript of the gene LEP, whose product is annotated as leptin. The record is from RefSeq and is a predicted model, not a curated record. Gene Ontology annotation, molecular function: hormone activity. The transcript is spliced from 2 exons. Gene Ontology annotation, cellular component: extracellular region. The coding region runs from base 1 to 498 and encodes 165 amino acids. NCBI's taxonomy places the organism in Eukaryota, Metazoa, Chordata, Lepidosauria, Squamata, Eublepharidae. Gene Ontology annotation, biological process: signal transduction.